Molecule: messenger RNA, 2522 nt
Organism: Solea senegalensis (Senegalese sole)
Lineage: Eukaryota; Metazoa; Chordata; Actinopteri; Pleuronectiformes; Soleidae
Gene: pomk
Product: protein O-mannose kinase
Exons: 3
Coding region: 981-2024 (347 amino acids)
Biological process (GO): carbohydrate phosphorylation; protein O-linked glycosylation; protein phosphorylation
Cellular component (GO): endoplasmic reticulum membrane
Molecular function (GO): protein kinase activity; carbohydrate kinase activity; ATP binding
Source: RefSeq, a predicted model, not a curated record
UGUUGUUUUGUUUUUUUCUUUGGUGGGACGGAACUUCCGCCCUUGCCUAAGACAAGUUCCGGUUCUUCCCGGACAUUGGUGGGUUUAAACUGUUCGGGUUCGAACUCCGACAGAGAUGAUAAUGAAUCCGUUUAACAUUAACGUAAAUGAACCUGUAGAGUCGUGACGAUUUUACAGGACUUGUAGAAUUAUGUUUUUACGUCUGUAGGUUAAAAUGUUUGGGAAUUUUUAGUAAGGACGUUAAAUUCUGCGACACUGAAAACGUGUUGCACUUUACUCUUCCUGUUAUGUUUUUCAGAAGGACUUAUGAAAGGAUUACAGCACUUCGUAUUGAGCUCUUACAAAAAGUUUGGAGUUCUGCCCAUGCGUGACAUCACAGCCUGUUUUCUAAUAAAUGAUUAAAGUUAUCAUAAACAUGGGCAUACGUCAGUCUGAUGACUGCGUCCUGUCCUUGUGUUUUCGGGUCAACAACCAAUAUGCUACUGUGGGAAAACAAUGAUUUUAUAGGGACACCUCUCUCACCUGUGCUGGCAUUAGUCAUCAUUGUUGUUUUUGUCUUCCUCCUCUUUUUCCUCUUUAGGAUAUUCUCUUUCAUUAAUCACCCUGGCUUUCUUCAUUCUGUCUCUUUUUCUGUAAAAAAAUAAGUUUGCACACAGCACACAUGCUCAAUGUCUUCUCUGUUUUGGUGUAGCAGCAUUACAGCGCCACAUACAGACCUGGCAUAUGUACUACAGCAUUUUGGAACAUUCAUUUGACCUAUGCCCUAUUUGUGACCACAGACAGGGUGGGGCUUAUGCCCAAUACUGCAGAGAGCCACCAGGAGGUGUAAUUUAACUCUCAUACCUUUGUCUUCUGUUGUUAGCUGUAGGCAACGGGAAUUGCUCGAGGUUGAUUGGACUUGAACUGGACUUGAACUGGACUUGCUUGAGUUGGACUGUCUUGAACUUGACUUGUUUCUCAGUCAUUCAGGCACUGAUACCAUGCAUCGCAACAGCAGCAACAAUCGCACCUUUUCUUACGGCUUACCUGUGGUCAUGUUGUGCCUCGCUGCCUUGCUCUUCAGCAACAUCUUGAUCUACCUGUACCUGGACUCCUUGCAUCAGACUGACCAGCAGAUGGUGUCCUCUGGUGUUGGCUGUGCACCUCGACACUUCAAAAUGGUGACCAUGAAGAACUGCACCCCGUGGCUCCAGUGUCCACAAAUAAGAGCUGAAGUGCGCAAGCUGAAGCUGAUUGGUCAGGGAGCCGUGAAGAAGGUGUUUUUUGCUGAAUGGAGAGCUCAGAAGGUAGCGCUGUCUGAACUGUCCUCCCCGGAUUACGUGGAGGACUUUCUCCACGGUCUGUCAAUGUUACAGGUUCUGCAGGGACGCCUGGUGGUGCAGUUGGUUGGAUUUUGCCUCGAAGACCACACUCUGGUCACAGAGCACCACCCAUAUGGCUCUUUGCUGAACUUGGACGUUGUUCUUGCAGAAGCUAGGAACCAGCAGCAUAACACCUGGCAGACUAGGCUGAGGCUGGCCAUGGACUACGUCUCCAUCCUCCACUACCUCCAUAACAGUCCAGCAGGACGGCGAGUCAUGUGCGACUCCAACAGCCUUGAGAAAACACUCUCCCAGUUCCUGCUCACCACUGACUUCAACCUGGUAGUGAACGAUCUGGACGCGUUACCUGAGGUGGACCAGUCCAGAGGCUCCCUGGUGAAAUGUGGUCAUCGAGAGCUAACUGGAGACUUUGUGGCCCCAGAGCAGCUGUGGCCUCUCAGAAACGAAGAAAAGCCAUUUUCAGACGACCUAAUGCCAGGAUACGACGAGAAGACUGAUAUCUGGAAGAUCCCAGAUGUGACGCAGUUUCUGAUGGGAAGGGUUCCUGGGGGAGAUUUAGUCCACUUCCAUCUUUUCCAGAUCCACGAUGAGUGUAAGAAUGCGGAGCCCAGGCUCCGCCCCUCAGCUCUGGAUGUUUUGAACAUGUACACGUCAGUCUACAGCAGCAUGGUCCGGGAAUCUGCUGGUGUUCGAGAGCUGUAGAACAGUCAUGACGUAGUUCAAACACCAGCUCAACUGCACUCAGUGAUGUCCUACUGGUGUCUAUGUUGAUACAGUGUUUUUUAUAAGUUAAAUACCACAUAAAGUGGCUCAUGGACUGGAUUACCUUGCUAUUUAGCGAGCAUAGUUGUAAUGCUAACAUUAGCAUGACCUUGGACAUUCUGAGGAAACUGGGAGUGACAUAAUUUGCAAAUUAUGACUUCAGGGGCAACUGCUGAGUUUGUGUGAAUGUAAUAAGCUCUUAAUUUAGUUACGUGACAGUGUUCAGAGUGAAAACACAAUCAUUUGUUAUGUUUCUUAAAAAAGAUCUGUUAAUCCAGAUUACAUCUGAGCUGCUGGGCCUCCUGACUUUCUCACUGCACUGUAUGAUGUUCACAGAUUUUCCUGUGCAAUAUAAAAUUAAAGCGCGUGUCUGAAGAGGUGAGCUUCAUUCUGAUUUUUGACACAUGUAAACAAAGCAUUAAACAGAAAAACAAGCCA